UCGAAGACUUUUCGCAAGGGUUUUAGAGGUUUUAAGCAGCGAUGGGAAGCAUGUUCUCUUCCACCACAACAAGCCCUAGCGACAGUCCCAGCGCUGACUCGGCGAUUCCUAGCAAUUCUCAGAGGCCCGGAUCGCCGCCCAACUCAGAAAGCAGUAGAAUGUCCGAUUCUAAUUCUAAAACCCUAGACCCCAAAUCGGAAACCCCCGAAUCCAAUACUCUGGAAAACCCGCCUUCGGCCGAACCAUUGGAUCCCUCAAUCGACACCACCCGAACACCAAAAGAAGAGAAUGCCCAAGAAGAAUUGGAGCAAUCGGAGAAGGUAGUCUCUGAGAAUGAGGAAGAAGGCGAAGAAGAGGGAGAGUGUGGGUUCUGCUUGUUCAUGAAGGGGGGUGGGUGCAAGGAGAGCUUUAUAGCGUGGGAAAAUUGUGUGGAGGAGGCCGAGAAGAACAAGGAGGACUUGGUGGAGAAGUGCUCGGAGGUGACUGGGGCGUUGAAGAAGUGCAUGGAGGCUCAUGCCGACUACUACGAGCCGAUACUCAAGGCCGAGAAGAUGGCCGAGGAGGAGGCCGUGAAGGAAUUGGAGAUGGAGAAAGAGAAGGAGAAGGAAGCUUCUUCUGAGGGUUCGGACCAAAAUGCGGGUUCGGAUUCGAAGGUUUCGGAGCAGAGAGAGGCUUCUAAUUGACAAUUGAGACGAUUAGGUGCUUUUUCUUUUUUUUUUUAAUCAGUUUCAUUAGAAAUGAAAAUAUCGAUUUCUUGUACUUUUUGUUUCCAUUUCGCCGGUAUGAGCGGCGAUAAGAGAAUUAUUUCGGAGUUUUCUCCCCUUUUUAGAGACAAUUAGGAAAUCGUGAUGAAUGGAAGUGAUUGAGCUUCUAUCACUUUUUUUGGCUUCAGAAUAACAAAAGUGAAAAAAUUUAUGUAUGUUGCUACACUCAAAGUGCAAAGAUAUAAGAGAAAGGGUCUCUUGAAGUAUCA
Molecule: messenger RNA, 973 nt
Organism: Corylus avellana
Lineage: Eukaryota; Viridiplantae; Streptophyta; Magnoliopsida; Fagales; Betulaceae
Source: RefSeq, a predicted model, not a curated record